UGUGUAGUGCUUUACAAAGGAUUAGUGUUUCCUAGGUAUUUCAGAGAGAACCAAAUUCUGUCUACAGAAGAAAGUGACGAGUUUAAAAGCUUCAUAGAAAGCCACAACAACAGCUAUGAGAGAGACUAUAAUAAAAAGAAAAGAAAGAGAUAUAUAACUAUUCUAGUUAUUGCCAUUUUCUUUCUAGUAAUAACGUUUUCUGCUCUAUUGGUAUUAACAAAACCGCACAUUGACAAUAGCGACACAUGGAGAAGAAUAAAUGCAGAAAAAGACAAAAGCAUCCGCAAUGUUAUAAACAAAAUGACUGAUGAAGCAAUUGGCUCAGACAUAAAUGAAUACCAGCAUUCGCCUUCAACUAAUAGGCAAAGGAUAGUUAUAAGAGACGUAUCUGCAGCUACCGAAUUCAAAAACAUUCACAUUGGUGACUAUCUGCCGCUUUAUAAAAACUACGUGCUAACCAAAGACUAUCUAGUGCAUAUUAUGAGCAAUUCAACUGCCCUGCACACUAAAAACCGAGUAACAAUGCCUAUGCUGAGAGGCUUCCUUAUGAUGACACAGGAUGAAGAAUUUGCAAAUUCAAUAAAACUUCAUCCUGUAUACUUGCAGAAUAUUAAUACAUACAAUCAAAGAUAG
Nematocida minor is the source of this 633-nucleotide messenger RNA. RefSeq lists its product as uncharacterized. The transcript has a single exon. The record is from RefSeq and is a predicted model, not a curated record. The annotation marks the transcript as partial. NCBI's taxonomy places the organism in Eukaryota, Fungi, Microsporidia.